AUGUCGCGCCAACUUCGAUUGAAAUCACUCAAUUCGUCACAAAAUCAGAAGCGGAGAAUGCUAGAUCACAGCGAGGAGGUGAACGAUCUGCUCUUUUCGAUCUCUGUUUCUCUCCACUGCUCCCCUGAUUCUGGUGAUGAUCUUGUUAUGGUGGAUUCGGAAACCAUGAAAAGAAGAGGUGGAGAUAUGAUCGAACAGAACAAGAGUAGUAGCAACGACAAGAAGACUUGCGUCGAUUGUGGUACCAGCAAAACCCCUCUUUGGCGUGGUGGUCCUGCAGGACCUAAGUCGCUUUGUAACGCGUGUGGGAUCAGAAAGAGUAAGAAGAGACGAGGAGUAGAUGAUAAGAAGCCGAAGAAAUCAAAUUCCGGCGGCGGCGACCUCAAAAGAAACCCUAAAUUUGGUGAAUCGCUGAAACAGAGGAUAAUGGAUUUGGGGAUGACGAAGAGAUCGACGGUGGAGAAGCAACGACGGAAGCUCGGCGAGGAAGAGCAAGCCGCCGUGCUUCUCAUGGCUCUCUCGUAUGGAUCAGUGUACGCUUAGUGGUUUCUAGAUCCCACCAUUUGAAGACGGUGGCUGAUCAGAAAUCAACAACAACAAAAAAGUAUUAGGGUUUUCUUGAAUUCUGAGAGCAAUGAUGGAUUACUAACAAAUUUGUGUGAAAUUUUUCCCUCUCUUCUUUUUUUGUCGGAAAUUGUUUUAGCUUUGUGUUCUUCAGUCAAUUUCUUAUCUUUUUUUUUUUUUUAAAUUCUGGGUAUCUCGAUGCUGCGAUUUGGCCAUCAAAAAGUUUUGGAAUGUGUAAGAAGAUGAAUGAACAAAAAGAUUUUCGGUGGUAUUACUCUCAAAUAGUAGUAUUAUUUUAAAUUAUUGUUCUGUGUUGAAAGUUUGUCUUUAUUAGGACAGGAAUGUGACUUGCC
This is a messenger RNA of Thlaspi arvense, 917 nucleotides long. The record is from the annotation of a GenBank genome assembly. Lineage: Eukaryota; Viridiplantae; Streptophyta; Magnoliopsida; Brassicales; Brassicaceae.